CUGCUCGAACUUUUUUGUGGGGCGCAAAAGCGAACUUUCUCCUCCACCACCAUUGCCAGGUUCACGACACCCUCCAAGAGAGCCAAGAUGAAGAAGUCGAAGAUCAACGACUUCGACCCUGAGUCUCUCCUCGAUCCUGCACCAAGCUCGAGCUCAGACGAGCGCUCCGAUGCAGAGUCCUCCGCUGCUGAAGAUGAGAAUGCGGGGCGCGAACAUUACACAGCUGUCGGCAAGAGCAAGCUGAGGAAAGCGAAAGAGGUGCCGCUUGGACCAGAGUACGCAGGACGCGGGGUCAGUAGGAAAGAGCUUGAGGAUAGCGACAGCGACGACCCGUUCGCCAAAGGCUUCGACGAAGACGACAGCGAAGCGAGUAGUGAAGAGGAAGAUGGCUUGAAUGGACUAAGAAUUGAUGGAGAAGAUGGGAGUGAAGUGGAAGGUCUGGAUGAGGAGUUUGAUGAGGAUAUCAGCGACGAAGACGAAGAGAUGGGCAGCGAGGACGAAGAGGAUAAUCUCGAAGAUUCAGACGACGACGAUUCUGAGGAUGACUCAAAGGCUGGCGCAUCUGCGGUGCGUGACCUCAUGAAGGACAGCAAAUCCUUUACCUCCACGCUCGCUGCUGGGGCCGAAUCCGAUGUCGCCAAAGGACAGGCCGUUAAGACGCAGCGAAAGACUUUCGAUUCACUCCUCAACACCCGCAUUCGGUUACAAAAGGCAUUAAUCUCGACUAACUCCAUGGUUGCGGAGCCCUACAAGGCAGAGCCUGCGUCGAAAUCAUCUAUUGAAGCCGCCGAAACAGCUGCUUUGACCCUCCUCAACAACCUCACCGACCUCCGUAUAUCCCUGGAAGAGGCCCGAACUGGUCAUAAGCGCAAACGCACGUUAUUCGAUUCUAACGCUUCGUCGUCUGAGAUUUGGUCCCAAAUACAAAGCACAGAGUCCUCCACAAUCCCACACCGCAAAGCGGUCCUGCAGCGCUGGUCCAACAAAACAAAAGCCACAACUGUGACAAACAACAAAGCGCGCCUCAACGCCUCCGCACAGCAAACGCUCACCGAGGUUCUCGACGCGCAACUUACAUCUUCACACCUAGUAACCCGCACCCAAACACCACGCUCGUGUGCGCCACUACAAUCCUCAACCAAAGCCCCUCAACCCGACCCGGCAAUUUACGACGACGCCGAUUUCUAUGGCCUCCUCUUGAAGGAGCUUCUCGAGCAGCGCUCCGCAGACCUCAACGCCAACGGCACUGCAGAAUUCGUAGUCCAGGCUCCAUGGCAGGUUGCGCGUGAAGCCAAGACCAAGAAAGUGGUUGAUACGAAGGCAAGCAAGGGAAGGAGAUUGCGCUACACAGUGCAAGAGAAGUUGCAGAAUUUUAUGGCGCCAGAAGAGAGGGGCGAAUGGGGAGAUAGGCAGAGGGAAGAUCUGUUCAGCAGUUUGUUUGGCCAGAGACUAGCACUUGGAGAAGCCGAGGAUGUGGAAAGUGAGAAGGAGGAUGAUGGGGUUGAUGCUGAGGAGGCAGGAUUGAUGUUGUUUAGGAGCUAAUUGCUUGAAAGGAGCAAUUUACAUUGAUAUGGAUACUUUUUUUCAAAGGGUCUAAACUUGUAUAUUUAGACAAACAAUUUGCCGCCCUCAAAUUUAAUGCACAUACUCCUU
Molecule: messenger RNA, 1653 nt
Organism: Cucurbitaria berberidis CBS 394.84
Lineage: Eukaryota; Fungi; Ascomycota; Dothideomycetes; Pleosporales; Cucurbitariaceae
Product: TRAUB-domain-containing protein
Exons: 2
Coding region: 88-1542 (484 amino acids)
Biological process (GO): maturation of SSU-rRNA from tricistronic rRNA transcript (SSU-rRNA, 5.8S rRNA, LSU-rRNA)
Cellular component (GO): nucleolus; nucleus
Source: RefSeq, a predicted model, not a curated record